UGAAACUCUUAAGACUCCAAGAGCGGAUCUGCUUAUCAGAUACGGAGUAGGUAGAACGAACACUUUUUUUCUGGCUUCCUCUUUCCCACUCACUGUUUUGGUACUGCGUACUCCGUACAAGUUACUCCCCGUUGUCUACUCACUCUCUGCACUUCUCUUCCAGAUUUUCCCCUUUCUUUUCAUUCCCUCCUUUUUUUUCUGUUUCUGAAACUCGCAUAAUAUAUGUCAUACACGUCAUGUCUGCUCCGAUCUCCAUUCUCAACCAACCACAUCCCCCCGCUCUCGAUCCAUUCCGCACCGUCCUUCCCCCGGUGCUGACCCGGUUGCUGCACCACCCUAAUUACUUUCCCAUUCGCACUUGGUCCCGUAUCUUCAAGUCCGACUCAGGCGAGGAUGGCUAUUUUGCCAGUACACUUGCCUCACCGUCGACAAUUCCCCAUGUCUGUACCCUUCGUCGUCAGCCGGAGCUGCUCGCAUCCCUCCCCGAUGCUGCUCCCAGCUGGCCCACUCCCACCUCGGUAUCUCAAAUGGAGGACCCGGAUCUCUACUUAAUACUGCAGCUUGCCACGCCCGGGGUAUCUGGGCAUCCGUCUACCGCUCAUGGCGGUCUUUUGGCAACUUGUAUCGACGAGGCCAUGUCCUAUGCCGUCGCAUUGCAUGCUCCUGAAACAGGCGCCGCUGGGGCUCUCUCCGCCCACCAUCCGCGUUGCAUGCUAUACACUGCCCAGCUGGACAUUCGGUAUCGCGCCCCCGUCACGGUACCAGGUUAUGCGCUCGUUCAAGCCAAAGUCCUGGCUCGGGUAGGCCGCAAGUUCUGGGUACAUGCUCAAAUUCUGCAGCCAGACGAAGCGCCUGAGGGCCAGCUCAGUGUCACUACCGAUGCAAUUGCCUUCUGGCUGCAAACGAAGGCAUCUUUGUGAAUUGGAGCCGCAUCCGAGAUGAGAGCAGGUUCUCGCGCAUUCAACAGCCUUUCGGCAGACUAUGAUGCCGCUUAUGUUCUUGCAUAUAGCUAUAUGUAUUAUGUAUAUCGCUGUUUAACCAUUGAGUCAGCAUAAACUCACUAUGUCCAUCAGUCGAAAUACUCUUUACAUGCUUGCACUGGUACCUUCCCCUUGAAGAAAGUUCUACAGCUUUGAUCUAUUUCCUAGAUUGCGACUGGCACUUACCACCAAACCCACUUGCGUCGCCAUGGCCACCACUUGCCCCGUUGCGUCUAAUAUGAUCACCCCCAGAUCCGUCCGACCUUCCCGCACCGAGACCGUUUGCACUCGA
Aspergillus saccharolyticus JOP 1030-1 is the source of this 1272-nucleotide messenger RNA. RefSeq names its product PaaI family thioesterase. The record is from RefSeq and is a predicted model, not a curated record. Bases 237 to 920 code for a protein of 227 amino acids. The transcript has a single exon. Lineage: Eukaryota; Fungi; Ascomycota; Eurotiomycetes; Eurotiales; Aspergillaceae.